UAGCACCCCCUGCCCGGCGCGCACUGAUGGGACCUGGCGGCUACGGUUGUGGCCUGUGUUCCUCGGGCUGUGUGACCUUGGACGGCCCCGCACCCUCUCUGGGCUGAAGGCAAAGGACAGCAGGGGCUGGCGGAGGCCGUUCUGAGUCCCGGCCUGGGGCUCUAGGGAGGCUUCUCGGAGGAGGCGGGGCCUGGCCCCGGCCCACGGGCUGCCGGAUCGCGCUGGGGAUCAGCAACGCGGCCCGGCUCCGGCAGCCACUGCUCUGCGACCUUGAGUGAGCUCUUACCCUCUCCGAGCCUCAGUUGCCUCAUCUGUAAAAUGGAGACAGUAUCACUGCGUGCUCAGCCCUGGCCACGGUCACUGAGGUUACGGUUACUAUUACUGCUAUGGUGUUGUUAUAAUGACACAGUCCUUCGUGAACUGGGGGCUGACGGAGGACCCGGGACCUUCCCGGAGGAGGGAGGAGGUGGGGUCGGCACCAGCCCUGAGCAGUGGAGCCAACCCCUCCCUGAGGUCUGAUCGGGUUCCUCUCCUGUUCUCUGUGAGCACCCGGCCGUGGGCUUCAUCUUCUAGGGCUCAGCUCUUCACCUAUCACACCGGGCAACAAGGACGGGGGACCCCCCUGCCUGGUCUCCCAUUACCCCCCUAAAAGAGCCAAACACCAAACCCUUAUGGACACUAAGUCACUUCCAAAAAUUAUCCCAUUAGAUCCUACGAGGAAGGUGAUAUUGUACCCAUUUCACAGACGAGGAAACUGAGGUGCAGUUCUUCAUAGCUGGCACGUGAACCCAGGCAUUUGGCCUGAAAUGACGGGCGGGUGCAGGUGGUCAGCGGCUGAGUCUGUCCUGAGUGCUUGCUGGGUCCUCACCCCAGUCUGACCUGUGUCCCUGCCCACAGUGACUCGGCUGGCCCGGGCAUGGCGGACCCAGUGGCGGGCAUCGCGGGCUCGGCAGCCAAGAGCGUGCGGCCGUUCCGCUCCAGUGAGGCCUAUGUGGAGGCCAUGAAGGAGGACCUGGCCGAGUGGCUCAAUGCCCUGUACGGCCUGGGUCUGCCCAGUGGUGGCGAUGGCUUCCUGACGGGGCUGGCCACGGGCACCACCCUGUGCCAGCAUGCCAACGCUGUCACAGAGGCCGCCCGCGCUUUGGCCGCUGCCCGCCCGGCCCGUGGCGUGGCCUUCCAGGCGCACAGCGUGGCGCCCGGCUCCUUCAUGGCCCGCGACAACGUGGCCACCUUCAUCGGCUGGUGCCGCACGGAGCUGGGCGUGCCCGAAGUGCUCAUGUUCGAGACCGAGGACCUGGUGCUGCGCAAGAACGAGAAGAGUGUGGUCCUGUGCCUGCUGGAGGUGGCGCGGCGCGGGGCCCGCCUCGGCCUGCUCGCCCCGCGCCUCGUGCAGUUCGAACAGGAGAUCGAGCGGGAGCUGCGCGCUGCACCCCUGGCCCCCAACGUCCCCGCUGCUGAGGACCCCACCGAAAGCACCGCUGUCCCCGGGGCUCCCCACCGCGGGCCCCGCAUGACGCCCAGCGACCUGCGCAACCUCGACGAGCUGGUGAGGGAGAUCUUAGGCCGAUGCACCUGCCCAGAUCAGUUUCCCAUGAUCAAGGUUUCCGAGGGGAAGUACCGCGUGGGAGACUCCAGCUUGCUCAUCUUUGUGCGGGUGCUGAGGAGCCACGUGAUGGUGCGUGUGGGUGGCGGCUGGGACACGCUGGAGCACUACCUGGACAAGCACGACCCUUGCCGCUGUUCCUCAGGCCACCGUCCACCCCAGCUGAGGGCCCGCACCUUCUCCCCACAGAGGGUGUCGCCCACACCCAGCCCCCGUGCUGGUAGCCCAGCCCCUGGGGGUGAGCGCCGGGGCUCCCGGCCCGAGGUGACACCCAUUAGCUUACGCAGCUCAAAGGACGGGCUUGAGACCCCGCUCAGGGCCCGGGACCAGCUGCCCCCCCAUCCCCGCUCCCGCCGCUACUCCGGGGACAGCGACUCCUCAGCCUCCUCAGCCCAGAGUGGCCCUCUUGGUGCCCGCAGUGACGACUCAGGCACUGGCCCCAGGAGGGAGCGGCCCAGCCGGCGGUUGACCACAGGCACCCCAGCCUCCCCGAGACGGCCCCCUGCCCCGCGCAGCCAGUCCCGAGACGGGCUGGAUCGGGGGCGGCCCCGUGGGGCGUCGGGAGGCAGGGGAUCCCAGCUGUCGGCCCCCAGCCCUGCCCGGCGGGCCCGGAGCCAGAGCCGUGAGGAGCAGGCUGUGCUGCUCGUGCGUAGGGACCGAGAUGGGCAGCACUCGUGGGUGCCACGGGGCAGAGGCAGUCCCCAGACCCCCCGUGCGCGCAGCCCUGCAGCCCCCCGGCCUCCCCGGGUCUCCAGCCCCAGUCCAGAGUUGGGCACCACACCGGCCAGUGUCUUCCGCACACCCCUGCAGCUUGACCCGCAGCAGGAGCAGCAGCUGUUCCGGCGCCUGGAAGAGGAGUUCCUGGCCAAUGCCCGAGCCCUUCAGGCUGCUGCUGGCGGGACCCCCACUGGACCAGCCCCUGACCCAGCUCGGGCCCCAGACCCUCCAGCUCCUGACUCGGCCUACUGUUCCUCCAGCUCUUCCUCUUCGUCCCUCAGCGUCCUGGGUGGCAAGUGUGGCCAACCCGGAGACUCUGGCCGGAUGGCCAACGGGCUGCCUGGGCCCCGAGGCCCAGCCCUGUCCAGCUCUUCUGAUGAAGGCAGCCCCUGCCCUGGUGUAGGGGGCCCACCAGAUGCACCUGGGAGGCCCCUGGCUGGCCCGGAAGUGCCGAGGACCUGGGCACGGGGCCGGAUGGAUACACAGCCAGACCGAAAACCCUCACGCAUUCCCACACCCCAGGGCCCCCGCCGCCCAUCUGGACCCACGGAGCCCAGGGCCUGGCAUGCCCUGCACUCGGUCAGCCCAAGAGCUGAGCCAGAUUCCUGGAUGUGAUGGACCAGCCCAGCUGUCCCCAGGUCCCCAUUCCUUCUCCUUUUCCUUUGUGGCCUUAACCCCACUGCAUCAGGGAGCCCCCCCUGCCUCUCGGGUACCACACCUCAUGGGACCAGACCCCUUGGGACCACAUGGCACAAUGGGACCUCUGUUGUACAUUCCGGUUGGGGGAUGAGCAUUGCUAUUUAAUUACUAAUAUUAUUGAAUGCCUUAGAGGAGGCCGGGCCAGCCCAGUGAGGACCCCUUCCGAGGUCCUGUGGCCCUGCAGAACCUGACAGUAAAGUAUUGUUUCAGCUA
Molecule: messenger RNA, 3232 nt
Organism: Equus caballus (horse)
Lineage: Eukaryota; Metazoa; Chordata; Mammalia; Perissodactyla; Equidae
Source: RefSeq, a predicted model, not a curated record